Molecule: messenger RNA, 1250 nt
Organism: Dissoconium aciculare CBS 342.82
Lineage: Eukaryota; Fungi; Ascomycota; Dothideomycetes; Mycosphaerellales; Dissoconiaceae
Exons: 1
Coding region: 411-989 (192 amino acids)
Source: RefSeq, a predicted model, not a curated record
UAAAUGUGUUGUCGCGAGAGGCCUGUAAUCACCACAGUUCUCCUCGUCUCCAUUUGAGAAACAGCAUUCCCGCUCUUGUGUAGUCCAUUAUUAGCCGCCAUGUCUGACAUACGGGAGCAUUUGCAGAAACAUGGACAUCUUCGCUACGACGAGGAUCUGAGCCAGGUUAUCAGCCCAAGUACUCGCCAAGUAUUGGAGAACUAUAGCAAGAUCCCGCCGGCAGAGGUGGAGCCACAUAUCUACGCCGUGGUUUGUUGCAUGGCACUUCCAUGAGGAUUGAUCGUUCCAGCUGACACUCACAAUAGCGGGACAAAGCCUUUGCUAUCCAUCCCUACCCAUGCAUCGGCGAAGGUCGUUUCCUCCAACUCGCCAUAGGUUCCCACAAGCUCUAUCCAGAGAUCCUAUCACGCAUGAAAAAAGACGGCGCGACCUUGCUCGAUCUCGGCUGUGCUUUCGCGCAAGAUCUUCGCCGCUUGGUCGCUGAUGGCGUGGAUGGUCGACAGUGCUACGGGUCAGAUCUCCGACUUGAUCUGAUCGAUCUGGGAUAUGAGUUGUUCCGCGAUCGUGAGACCUUGCACAGCAAAUUCAUCGCAGCAGACGUUUUCGACGCCGAAAGCCCGCUCACGCAGCUGUACGGCAAAAUCGAUGUCAUCAACGCCAGCUCCUUCUUCCACUUGUUCACUCGAGAUGAGCAACUGCAGAUCGCGAGGCAGUGUGUCAAGCUAUUGCGGCCACAAGCUAACAGCUUGAUAGUCGGUCGUCAUAGAGCACAGGUGGUUGCAGGCGACACGACCGGGAAAUUCGGGCCUUCAGCUAAGUUCUGGCAUUCUGCAGAGUCUUGGGAACAAUUCUGGACCGAAAUCGGAAAUGAAAUGCAUGUUGAGUUUGAUGUCAAUGUCACCAUGACAGGCGCAAAGUUUGAGAGACUCGAGUUGGCACCAAAGCCUGGCGAGGACGUAUCUAUGAGCUUCAGCGUCCGACGGCGAUGAAGCGGCCAAAUUGGCCCUCCCUCGGGUGGGAUGUGUUGUGAUGAAGGUCACUCAUGUAACGACUUCUUCUCCUUGGUCUUGGUUUCUCUUGUACAUAUGUAUUUGGUAACGCAUGUGCUCUAGAGGUAUUGGAUAUUCCAGACCCGGCGGCAAUCUAAACCAUCUAGAUUCUUCUGAUAAGACCUUGGACCAUUUGGGCAAGACAUCUGACCCUCGCUUGUGCGGCUCGCUGUCCAGCAAAGUAUGGUCCAAAAGCCAUUG